Messenger RNA from Penicillium malachiteum, 234 nucleotides. Its product is annotated as S-adenosyl-L-methionine-dependent methyltransferase. The transcript has 2 exons. The record is from RefSeq and is a predicted model, not a curated record. Bases 1 to 234 code for a protein of 77 amino acids. Lineage: Eukaryota; Fungi; Ascomycota; Eurotiomycetes; Eurotiales; Aspergillaceae.
AUGAUGAUGAUCUUCCAGAGAAUGAAGAGUGAUUGGGUCUCAACAAGUCAACAACUAUGGCUCAAUCAGCUGUCCCAAUCAGCCGAUGACCUUAAGGGCGGACUAAGCGAGUCAGAGCGUGUCGCAGCCAUCAAAGCUGCUCGAAAGCUCGCUCAGUCGCUUGAGAAACCACGAGAUGCCAUUCUCAAGAUGUCAUAUUCUGUAUUUGCUCUUAUCUACUCUGUUUAUUCUUGA